This is a messenger RNA of Thamnophis elegans (Western terrestrial garter snake), 2021 nucleotides long. RefSeq names its product basigin (Ok blood group) (gene BSG). The transcript is spliced from 8 exons. NCBI's taxonomy places the organism in Eukaryota, Metazoa, Chordata, Lepidosauria, Squamata, Natricidae. Bases 68 to 877 code for a protein of 269 amino acids. The record is from RefSeq and is a predicted model, not a curated record.
AGCUCCUGAGGCGGACGAAGCGGGACCGGCUGGGACGUGUGAAACUGUGCCAGGCGGCGGGGCGGUCAUGGCGGCCGGGCUCGUGCUACUGACGCUGGGGCUCUGCGCCCUUGGAGGCGCCUCGGCAGCAGGGCCCAAAAUUUCAACCUCUCCUGAAGUAACUGCUGGCUCAAAUGUGAUCAUUUCAUGUAACAUAAGUGAAGCAUCAACACCUAUCAAAGGCAAUUACUGGAUGAAAGGGGAGACAAAGCUUGAUUCCAAUACCACCGCUCUGGAUUUUACCUCCUACAUGAUCCCCAAAGUGGACUACGAAAGCUCGGGAGAGUACCACUGCAUCUUUGACACCAUUCCCCUCACAAAAGGAACAGUGCUCGUGAAAGUUGCUCCCAAUGUGGUGCCCUAUAAGAAGACGGAGCACGGAAACGAAGGAGACUCCAUAACGCUGAGUUGCAAAAGCAAUUCUUACCCUUAUGUUACCCAGUGGACUUGGUACAAGGUGGUAGACCAGGUGCCUCAGCCUAUUGCCAAUGGCACUGAUGAAAGAUUUUACAUCCGAUCCAACGGCACCAAGACAGAUCUUCGGAUCAUUUUGUUGAACCUGGAGAAGGACCCCGGGAAUUACGUGUGCAACGGCACCAAUGAAAUAAGCACCGGGACUGCAGAGGUGACCCUGAGGGUGCGGAGUCGGCUGGCUGCUCUGUGGCCAUUCCUGGGGAUUGUAGCGGAGGUGCUGGUCCUGGUCACAAUCAUCUUCAUCUACGAGAAGAGAAGAAAGCCCAACGAUGUUUCUGAGGAUGACGAUGGAGGCUCUGCACCCCUGAAAGGCAACACUGCAAACAACACGGACAAGAAUGUGCGCCAGAGGAAUGCAAAUUAAGCCCGCAGCAAGGUGACAUGUGAGACCUAAGCAGUCGGCUUAGAUGUUUCUUCUGACACUUUCCUGCUGUAAAACCAAGAAUAUUUCUAGAACAUCCUUGCAUCCUUUUUAUAAAAAAAAAAGGAAAACAGAAAAUCAGUGAGAGAUCUUUUAGCCUUUUACGUUUUAACCACAUAUAGAGUUUGUUCUCCUCGUCCUCACUGCUGAAUCUUGAGAGUUGGGGAAAGGAAAACGGAAGGCACGGGGAAAUUACAUUUCAAGAAAAUGUUGCCAGUUAGUUUAAGAAAAGAGCCAUCAUCCCUGACUCAAGAAUGUCCUGUUCUUUCUUCUAUCUCUCUCUCCCUUUUUUUUAGUAGCAAACCAUAGGGGGAAGUUAUUAAAUUAGUCCCAAUGGAAUGAUGUGGUAGCGUGAAGCAAUCCAGAGUUUUUAAGUCACCUUCAACUUUAGGAAGGGCAAUGCUUCAGCCCUGAAUAGGUUCGGCCAGUAGCUCCCCUCCCCUUCUCUUUCUUACUUGGUCUCCCUGGACCAGAAACUCCCCAAUCUUCUCCAAAUCCAGGAGUGAAGAUACCACGAAACAAGGGGUUGCGCACUGCUUGUAUUUGGCUUCUCGAAGCCCGGAAGCCACCUUUUGCCAUUCCUCUCUCCAGCCACUUGAGCCCUUUGGGGCUGUCCCUGGAGACUUGUCUUGUGCGCUCAGACACACACACACACAAACAAUGAUGGUGCCAUAAUUGCUCGGAAGACAAAGACAAGGACAGUGACUUUUCUCCUGCGCCCCCCCCACCUCCUACCUCGGUGACAUCUGAGCAUCAAGCCAGAAGGGAGGUGAGAGUCCGAAGCUCCUUAUGUUAUGUAGGGUUGUCUUCCCAGCUUAUCUGGUGGUGUGUCCUUUCAGCCACGUGACAUUUUAGAUCGCAAUUAGUCACAGAGACCGAAGGACGAGCCAGGACAUAACUCUUUUAAGUCCCACGCAGCUCCUCCAUCUUGUCCCAACACCCGUCGGCCUCUGCCAAGGCGGAGAACGUUCUUACAGCUUGUUGGGCUCACCCUUGUUUUGGUUACCGUUGGAAGAGGUUAUUGUUUUAAAUAAGCCAAGCUUUUUCUCAAUAAAACAAGACUCGGUUGUUUUGGUUUCUUUCCCUA